AUGUGACCAGGGAGGAUGGAGAAGGAAAUGUUCAGAGAAGACGGUGAGCAGUCAAGGGUGCAGACGUGUUACAAACCACCCCUCUUCAGGGAACCAGGCUUCCAGCCGCAGCCCAGCUGCGCCCCUCUCGUUCUCCACGAAUCGCCUGUCCCUUCCCUGGAACUCCUGGGCCUGACCCUGCUCCCCGAUAGUGCCUGCAGCCCACAGUUCCCCCGACCCCACUCCCUUUCCCAGAACUCAGUUGUCUGAGCACCAGCCUGCGGCCUCAGCCUUUCCUGCCUUCGACUGAAACAGUAGCAUCUUCUAAGCCCUGGGGGCUUCCCCAGGCCCCAGCCCCGACCUAGAACCCGCCCGCUGCCUGCCACACUGCCGCUUCCUCUAUAAAGGGACCCAAGCCGCCGGCGCCCAGGACCCCGCACAGCAGGUUCUCUCCAUGACACCACUUGGACGGCUCUACCUCUUGAGGGUGCUUGGCGCCCCCCCUGUCUUCCUUCUGGGGCUGCUGCUGGCCCUGCCUCUAGGGCCCCAGGGACUCUCUGGUGUUCGCUCCUCAGCUGCCAGGAUAGCUCAUCAGCCCCCUCAGAAGCAUUCGACCCGUGGCUUCCUGAAACCUGCUGCUCACCUUGUUGGACACCCCAGCAAACAGAACUCCCUGCUCUGGAGAGCAAACACAGACCGUGCCUUCCUCCGACAUGGCUUCUCUCUGAACAACAACUCCCUCCUGGUCCCCGCCAGCGGCCUCUACUUCGUCUACUCCCAGGUGGUCUUCUCUGGGGAAAGCUGCUCCCCCAAGGCCACUCCUGCUCCCAUCUACCUGGCCCAUGAGGUCCAGCUGCUUUCUUCCCAGUACCCCUUCCACGUGCCUCUCCUCAGUGCACAGAAGUCCGUGUAUCCGGGGCUGCAAGGACCGUGGGUACGCUCAAUGUACCAGGGGGCUGUGUUCCUGCUCAGUAAGGGAGACCAGCUGUCCACCCACACAGAUGGCGUCUCCCAUCUACACUUCAGCCCCAGCAGCGUAUUCUUUGGAGCUUUUGCUCUGUAGAAUCUAGAAAAAUCCAGGAAUUGGAUUCCAAGCCUCCAUGCUGACCGUUUUAAGGGUCACACCGCCUCUCCUCUGCCCGUCCCGUCCCCACAGUCUCAAGCCUUUCCCACCAAAAUCACCCAGAGCUCUCACAGAAGGAGUCUGAGGCACUCCAGGGGGACCACAUCUCCCCGGGGGCCACCCCCAGAUGUUCAGCUGAGGAUUCAAGCCUGCCUAGAAGUUCCUGCCUAGAGCAGGGUCUCUGUGGGUCUGGGUGGGGCAGAGACCUGGAUGAGGAGAGACCGAUGUGGGGAGGUGCCUGAGGACAGCGAAAGGGAGACUAUUUAUGAAGGGCAAGGUUAAGUUAUUUAUUUAUGGAGACAGGAAAGAGGAGAGGAGUGGACACCAGGUGACAUCGAGGUCCCAGGCACAGGGUGAGGUGGCAUCAGGAGAGAAGCAGGUGUGAGUGACCAAGGCGCUCACAGAAGGAAGACCAAGGCUCGAAGGGCAUUGCUUGGCUAGACGCCCUCAAAGAGCCUUCUGCACCAACGAUACCCAAUAAACCUCUUUUCUCUGAA
This is a messenger RNA of Peromyscus leucopus (white-footed mouse), 1599 nucleotides long. RefSeq names its product lymphotoxin alpha (gene Lta). The transcript has 4 exons. The coding region runs from base 434 to 1042 and encodes 202 amino acids. Gene Ontology annotation, molecular function: tumor necrosis factor receptor binding. Gene Ontology annotation, biological process: immune response. NCBI's taxonomy places the organism in Eukaryota, Metazoa, Chordata, Mammalia, Rodentia, Cricetidae. Gene Ontology annotation, cellular component: membrane. The record is from RefSeq and is a predicted model, not a curated record.